AGCAACCCCCGGCACUGAGAGGCAGCAGGAGAGCGAGAGCGAGCAGGAAGAAGAGGGGGAGUGACGACAGCAUGCACUGUUAGAAAAAGCUGCUCUGUAGAUCUCAGAAGUCAGACGGACCGAACGCUUUUACAACACUUUUCUCUUGGGACUGUUUAUUUCUUUUUUCCAUGAGUGCUGCAAGCGUGCUCAGGUCUUUCAGUCCAUCAGCGAUGCCUGGCCCAGUGAUGCCGAUGGAUGUGGCUAUGAGGUUCUACAUCAGCCACUCUCCGCCGCCCCUCCGAGGUUUCCUCAGCUCGUACGAGGAGCUGCAGAGGGCCAAGAACCGGGUCAACCAGUCCACUGCCCGCUGCCACAACCAGCAGCUCUACAAACCCCUGCGGCCCUGCCUCAGCAGCCAGCAGAGAGCGGCGGCCGACGGUAGCUGCGUGACCUGGAACAACAACAAGGCAGGCAAGAAGAGGGUGGUGUUCGCCGACACCAAGGGCAUGUCACUCACCGCCAUCCACGUCUUCUCCAAGUUCGAUGACGAGCCGUAUCAGAACAAGCGCUGCGGGGGGAUCACGGAGGAGCUGCAGUUCGACAUGACGGACCUGGAAGCGGCGACCAUGGAUCUAAAGAUCAGCUCCGUGCGCAGCCUGGCGCUGGACUUUAAGCAGCCCUCGGCCGACUACCUGGACUUCCGGAACCGCCUGAUUCAGAACUCGGUCUGCUUGGAGAACUGCUCGCUGCAGGAGCGUUCGCUGACCGGCACCAUCAAGGUCCGGAACAUUGGGUUUGAGAAGUCGGUGCAGGUGCGUGCCACCUUCGACUCGUGGGCCAGCUUCAGCAACGUCGAGUGCACCUUCAUGAACAACGUCUACGGCUGCCAGGACUCUGACACCUUCGCGUUCGUGCUGGAGCUGCCCACCUUCGUCCCACCGCAGAACCGGGUCGAGUUCUGCGUCUGCUUCACGGUCCAGGGUCAGACCUUCUGGGACAAUAACGACGGCAAGAACUAUGUCCUCAAGCACGUCGGCCUGAACGGAGAGGACCUGAACAGUCUGACGCCCCCGACUUCUGUUGAGCAAAAGAAACCUUCGGAGCAGAAAAACGGGGGCGUGAAGCUGCUGGAGAUGGAGUUCGAUCAGUUCGGCAGCCCACGCAUGUCCAGCGGACUCUUCCCCGGCUGGCAGAGCUGGGGUCAGAUCGAAAACACAGUGCCUUAUUGGUGAAAGCAUCGGAGGGUUCGCUAAAACGGUACUGAAAUAAGUUCAGACACUGACGGGGCAUUCAGUUUGAAUCCAGCGGAGGCCUGGCUCUGGGCCAGAGACUAAACUGAAGCAAACAACCUUGAAGUAACCAGCAGAGGAAGUGCACAAACCAGACAGAAGCCCGACUGUAUCGUGUCCAACUGACCUGCUUUUUUUUUUGUUGCUGUAGCGUGGUCGUCAGGCCUGAGAGUCCUGAUGGACUGUGGUCGGAGAACGAGUCAUUUAUGGGGGAGAUCUGUCGUGUUUCACAUGUUCCUCUCUUGUAAAAUAUUAAUGUGCCUUCUUUAGAGUGCCUGCCCACUAAAAUACAGACAAAUGUUAAGCCCUGUCUGAGGGCCCGAUGUAUCUGGUUAAAUAUGCACUGAUUGAGAUGUCCCUCUCAAUGUGACGUCUGUCAACUGAAGAAGUGGAAAUGGAGCUGAUUAAGUCCUUCAUAUUGAAGGGAAAGUACAGGGAGUGCAUGGCGACAAAAUGCUUCUCUACUACAAGGAAAUACAGCUGAUUCAUUUCUAAUGAAAAAAGAAAAUGCACACUAAACUUUCGCACCUUCUUCAAAUGAGAAAUUUUUUUUACGUGAUUCAAAAUUGCCUUCAUUUUUAAAAAAUUUGAGUCAUGCAACCCUUUUCUUUCCCUCCUCCUGAAAGUGCACAUUUGUGUGAUGAAAACUGUUUGGAUGAUAUAAUUUUGAGGUAUGUUUGUUAAGGAACCGAGCUGCUAUCAACAGAUGUGUCAAAAGAGAGACUCUGCAUGUGAUUGUCUGUGUUGAAAGGGAGGAUGUUUGGAAAUUUCUGUGGUUACGGUAUGUCAAGAAAGAAAAUGGUGUAAAGAGCGAAUGUUUUUGUUUUGCUUGUUUUCACAAGUGCAAUUCAGUGAUGAGUGUACAGUACGUGUGGCUGGAAGUGAUAGUUUUCUUUGAAACAAUCUAUAUAUUUUGUUUUUUCUCACUGUGAAGAGAAGAAAGCAUUUUGUGCUUCACUUGAAGGUGUGUGUUGCUGACAUGCACCAUGUCAGUCAUGUAUUUCCCUUUCUGAAAUAAAUUUCUAUAUUUGUGCGAAAAUA
Messenger RNA from Seriola aureovittata, 2312 nucleotides. It is a transcript of the gene ppp1r3ca, whose product is annotated as protein phosphatase 1, regulatory subunit 3Ca. The record is from RefSeq and is a predicted model, not a curated record. NCBI's taxonomy places the organism in Eukaryota, Metazoa, Chordata, Actinopteri, Carangiformes, Carangidae. Gene Ontology annotation, molecular function: protein phosphatase 1 binding; glycogen binding. Gene Ontology annotation, biological process: regulation of glycogen biosynthetic process. The transcript has 2 exons. The coding region runs from base 171 to 1214 and encodes 347 amino acids. Gene Ontology annotation, cellular component: protein phosphatase type 1 complex.